AUAUUAUCCAACUUCCACAUCAUAAGUCUUAAAAAAAUUUGUUGGGGGUAUUAAAGUCAUUUAAUCCUAAUCUACAGUUCCUUUCCCCUGUGGGAGGUAGCUCCUCCUCGUCUGUCUGAAACCUUGCCAUUUAUCCAAAUCCAAUUCAUGAGCUCCACCAUCUGCUUUCCAUGGCUGUAGUAAAUUCCAGUAAUACCCCUGAGCCCCAUAACAACCGUAUCAAGCUCAACGUCGGUGGCAAACUCUUCGAAACAACCAUCUCAACGAUCCAAUCAGGAGGUCCAGAUUCACUUUUGUACGCUCUGUCAAACCGCCCGACUCAGGACCCGAACCCGAUUUUCAUUGACAGGGACCCAGAUGUAUUCUCUGUGCUCUUAUCUCUCCUUCGUUCGAAGCGCUUCCCCUCAACUGCGAGCCGAUUUUCUAAACAAGAACUGGUUGAUGAGGCUCUCUACUACGGCAUUGAGUCGCAGCUAAGAUCGGCGAUGUCUCCUCCUCCGUUUCAAGGCAUCGACGCGUCCGUCGUUUGCACCGUCUGUCCCGCAGCCGAAGCCCUACCUUCUGCCUUCACAGCGGCGGCCGAUGACGGAUCCCUUUGGAUCGGUCAUGGAGGUCAGAUAUCCGUCUACGAUUGGAACUUAUCUCACUCCAGCACCAUACGUACCCACCUAGAAGACAUAACAUCAAUACGACGCGUUUGGCCUGACGUGGCCGCCGUCGGUUCUGAUUCCUCCGCCGGUAUAAACUUCUACGACGUCUCAGGCGCUCGCCACGUGGCGUCCACUCACUGGACGGACUCGUCCGAUCCGAGGAUCUACAGAGCACGAGUCGUCGCCAUUUCAGACUCCCCCAAUUCCAUCCUGGCGUCUUUCGUGUGCCAACACAAAGAGAACUCCGUCGUAACGAUUGACAAAUCAACGCUCCAGAUUUCAUCCGAGCUCGGAAGACAAUCCGGAAACUCGUCAAAAACCACCGUUCCCGGAAAGCUGACGUGGAUCCCGGCAACCGGCCUCAUCCUAGCAAGCUCAGUCACCAGCGGGGCAUUCGGUUAUUCCGGAUACAUAAGAAUGUGGGACCCACGUUCGGGAGAGGUGGUAUGGGAAACGAACGAGCCUGGUUCGGGCCGAAGCAGUAGAUUCGGAGACUCAUUCGCCGACGUGGACGUGGACCUGGACAAAUUGUGUCUGUUCAAAAUAUGCUCGAAAUCCGGCGAUCUGGGGAUGGCUGAUUUGCGUAAUUUAGGGGAUGAUCCGUGGGUAUAUAUGAAAGACAGAAGUCAUAAUAUAAGAAAUUUCAGCGAGGCAGGGAACUGGUACGGUGGAAAUACGACGAUACAUUGUUAUCAAAAGCAAGUGUUCGUGGGAAGUGAAGGGGGCUUGGAGGUCUGGUCCAGGGUUGAAGAGGAAGAAAGAGGAUUGUAUAAAAGGAAUUUUGUGGACAAAGUGGAGGAUUCAGAGAGAGGAGUGAUAAGAAGAAUUGAAGGUGGUGGGAAUAGAUUGUUUGUCAGUAGACAAGAUGUUGAAGGGAUAGAAGUUUGGGAAAGUUCAUAUUUUUCUGGUCUGGUUUCAGUUCUGUGAUAAAAUUGUCAAUGGGGUCUCGAUGAGAGACUGUAUUUUUUGUAACGUUCAUGACCAUGCUUGAAUGUAGAUUAAGAGAGAAGCCCUUUUUUUUU
Mangifera indica (mango) is the source of this 1672-nucleotide messenger RNA. RefSeq names its product protein ENDOPLASMIC RETICULUM-ARRESTED PEN3. The record is from RefSeq and is a predicted model, not a curated record. Bases 171 to 1577 code for a protein of 468 amino acids. Gene Ontology annotation, biological process: protein homooligomerization. NCBI's taxonomy places the organism in Eukaryota, Viridiplantae, Streptophyta, Magnoliopsida, Sapindales, Anacardiaceae. The transcript has a single exon.